AUGUUGCUGCGCGUGCGCGACACGCUACCUUACACGCUUGCUAGUGGCGUGGUUGUGGCCGCCAUCGUGUACAAUGAGCUUCAGGAGUACAAGCAAUUUUACCCCACCAUGGUGGCCCUCUCCCACUCCAGCCUCAACAUGACGGUGCGUAUCCGCUUUUACUUUAUCCGGCUGCUUGCGUACAUUGCGUUCUUCGGCAUCCUCGUCAACUUCUACACCAUCCCACUCCACCUCCUCCGCGACCUCUUCAUCACGUUCUCGUCGUUUACGCGGCGGCUGCGGGAUUUCAUGCGCGCGCGUCGCGUUCUCGCUCGUUUGGGCGAAGCGCUCACAGACGCCACGCCGGAGGACCUUCAAGGCAGCCCCGCAUGCAACAUCUGCCUGGAGGACAUGGACAGCGGGAAGAAGCUGCCGUGUGGGCAUGUGUUCCACCUCAACUGCCUGCGCCGGUGGCUGCAGGAGAACCAGACCUGCCCCGCCUGCCGCGCAGACCUCGACCUCCUUACACAGCGCCAGCGCCAACAACAACAACAGCAGCAGCAGCAGCAGCAGCGACAGCAACCAGGUGUGCCGGGACAGCCACAGCCACGGCCACCGCCACCACAUGUACAGCAGCAGCAACAGCAGCAGCAACAGCGGCCGGAUAACUUUGGUUGGCCGACACCGCAAGCACUGGCGGCAGCAGCGGCAGCGGCAGCUCAGCGGCAGCAAAGGGACCAGCAACAGGAGCGUGGUGAUGGUCAACAGCAGCAGCGGCAGCAGCCUGGACCCGCGGCGAUGGCCGGUGCACCCGCCACGACCACGACCACGACCACGACUACAGCAUCAUCAUCAUCAGCGGCCGGGGCGUCGUCUUCUUCUUCAUCUGGUCGCCGCCUCCCUGCUCCACCGCCGUUCAUGCCCCCAUUCCCCAUGCCGCCAUUCCAGCCUGGUAUGCUCCCGCCGCCGCCUCCACCGCCCCCAUUCGUCAUGGAAUUCGACUUCAACCGACAAAUCUCGACGGAGGACCUGCAGCCGCUCUCUGAUGAGCAGCUGGCGGAGAUGGAGGGGAACACACGCCAGCAGGUGAUGGCGCGCAUUGCGUUUCUGCGGCGCCUCAAGCGCGAUGUGGAUGCACUCAUUCUCAGAUUCGGUCAAUAUGAGACGCUCGCAGAGCCACCCGCUCCCACGGCUGCCCAGCGCAAUGAUGAUGAUGAUGACGACGACGACGACAACGCUGGUGAUGAUGAUGAUACGGCAGAGAAGAAGGCGGAACAAGGCGGUGAUGGCAACCACGACGACGAUGAAGAAGAAGAAGAUGAUGGUGAUGAUGAUGAUGACGACGACGACGACGAUGAUGACGAUAACGAUGAAGAAGAAGAAGAAGAUGAUGAUGAUGAUGAUGACGAUGCGGAAGUGGAAGAGGUGGUGGCGGAUCCACCACCGCAGAAGAACGACACGACAACAUCUCAUGCUAACAACGGUGACGAUGAUGACAAUGAUGAGGAUGAUGAUGAAGACAAGCAGGCGCCGUUACCUCGUCAAAUGUCCCAUGAGGAGAUCCGUGCGCUGCGUCUACGCGCCCUCUCCCAAUCUGCCAGCCCCUCCAAGCAACCGAAUGACAGCACCGCCAAGGAGUGA
Salpingoeca rosetta is the source of this 1620-nucleotide messenger RNA. RefSeq lists its product as uncharacterized. NCBI's taxonomy places the organism in Eukaryota, Choanoflagellata, Craspedida, Salpingoecidae. The record is from RefSeq and is a predicted model, not a curated record. Gene Ontology annotation, molecular function: zinc ion binding. The transcript has 8 exons. Bases 1 to 1620 code for a protein of 539 amino acids. Gene Ontology annotation, cellular component: cytoplasm.